AUUAAAUCUAAAAAAUUCUCAAAAAUAUGUUCCAAAUUAAAAGUUUUCCUGGAAGGAGCAAUAAGUAUAUAUCCAUAAAGUGAGCUUGUAAAGUUUGGUCACUGAUAAUUCUAAGUGAAUCGAGAUAAUCAUGCCUGGAAACGAGAAUGGCAUUAGCCCCAAACAGUUUGUGGGCCUCACAGUUCUCAUCCUGGCGAUAUUUCUACUCGUCGCUCUGCCUCAAUGGAUACUGCUGUGCCUCUACGCGACGGAUCACCUGGUGUAUACUCUGCCCUGCUUCUGCAUUGCCUUCCUGCUCCUCACCUGUAUGCACCUGUUUGAAGCCCUCAAGUACACACGCCCAUGGAACUACAUCGUCCUUGCCGUCUGCUACGAGCCGAUGACCAUCGGCGUGGCCAGUUUCCUGAUGGAGUGGGAUAUAACCUUAACUUUCAUUGUCCUGGGUGUGGCCUUUCUUGUCCUUGUGCUGUUCCUUCUGCUCUCCCUCCUGCUCAUCGUGCUGAACAAGUAUCCGAAUCCCUUCAAUCUGGCUGUAGUGGGCGCCAUGUGCUUCGUGCUGGCCUUUUUCUUUGAGGUCGUGGAUGUCGUGAAGGAGUGGUGCUUCUGGAGAGAUCUGGCGGUCACGGUGUUUCUGAUCAGUGUGAUCCUCAUCCUAGUCUCGCACGUCCUUAUCACCGCCGACAACUUUGAGGUGCUGGUAGAGGACGAUGCGAUGAUCGUGGCAUUUGUUCUCUACAUAACCUAUUUGCUUCUCCUGAUCGGUGGUCGAAUAUCCGUAAACUGCAUUCAGCAUAACAGGAAAUAUCACUGGUAAUAAGGAUACUAUUAAAUCUCUA
Molecule: messenger RNA, 836 nt
Organism: Drosophila bipectinata
Lineage: Eukaryota; Metazoa; Arthropoda; Insecta; Diptera; Drosophilidae
Source: RefSeq, a predicted model, not a curated record